Pelobates cultripes (western spadefoot toad) is the source of this 918-nucleotide messenger RNA. Lineage: Eukaryota; Metazoa; Chordata; Amphibia; Anura; Pelobatidae. The record is from the annotation of a GenBank genome assembly.
AUGCUGGCCGCCAUUAAGCCUGCGCCACGAGGAACACACAGUGCAGAAAGCCCAACAGGUGCAUCCUCCCCGAGCCCCCCAGCCACACCGGCAUCUCUUUACGGUCACGCAGAGGACCCUCAAAGCGCUAAACUGCACUCACUGGAGGAGGUGAAGGGGUACUUGGCAGGAGAAAUCGAACGGUCGGCCAGGGAAGUGAAGGCGGAAAUACAGGCCAUUGGUAUCAAAAAGGAGGCCCUGGAAAGCAGACUGGAGGAUGUGGUAACAGCACACAAUGACACCACCACGACCACCAGUGCACUCCUGACCAGGGUAGCUGAACUGGAAAUGGAGCUAGAAGACAGUUCCAACAGAACAAGGCCCAACAACAUGCGCGUACGCGGCCUGCCAGAAGAGGUACAAGAUGGCGACUUGGAACAAGUAAUGGCGGAGUGUUUCCGCGCCAGUCUACCACAGAUCCUGGAACACUUAUGGCACAUCAACAGGAUUCACAGAGCACUGCGUGCCAAGGGCCCACAAGAUAGCCCACCCAGAGAUAUUAUCAUCAGAUGGCACUUUUACUCCACAAAGGAAGCAAUACUUAAGCAGAGCAGGAACCACCAAUACACAUACAAAGGAGUGGUGCUCCAGAUCUAUCAAGACAUCGCGCCAACAACCCUGGCAAGGAGAAGGGAAUGGAAACCCAUCGCAGACCUCGUCAGAGCAAAAGGCCUAUGCUUCGUCUGGGGAUUCCCCUUUAAGAUGCUGAUCUUCAACGGCCCGAGACCUACAGUUCUAACGCCAUCCAUGGGCCCCAGGGGGGCCCUCUGUGACCUGGGCAUCCAGGUGCCAGACGACCUCAUUUUGCCAACAAGAGGCCCCAGGGCACUGGGCCUCCUCCCCAGGGACUGGUCGGAGCACAGGGCGCGCCCUACUUAA